Lepidothrix coronata (blue-crowned manakin) is the source of this 1668-nucleotide messenger RNA. RefSeq names its product coiled-coil domain containing 94 (gene YJU2). The transcript is spliced from 5 exons. Gene Ontology annotation, cellular component: U2-type catalytic step 1 spliceosome. The record is from RefSeq and is a predicted model, not a curated record. Gene Ontology annotation, biological process: mRNA splicing, via spliceosome. Lineage: Eukaryota; Metazoa; Chordata; Aves; Passeriformes; Pipridae. Bases 70 to 855 code for a protein of 261 amino acids.
CUUGGACAACACUCUGAGGGACGGGGGGGGAUUGUUGGGGUGUCCUGGGCAGGGCCUGGAGUUGGGCUGAUGAUCCCUGUGAGACCAUUCCAUGAUUCCAUGCCAUUCCUACCCCCCUGUCUCGGGGCAGUUGGAAGCUCUGGAGUGUCCCACCCCCCCCAUGGAUGGGCUGUUUGCAGCCAGUUUCCCUCAUGGAACCUGGGGAAUGUGUGGCUCUGGAAGUGGCUGGGGCUCAGUGCAGUGAUGUUCCCGUUGUUUCCCCCUCAGACAGACCCCGAGAACACGGAUUACACCAUGGAACACGGAGCCACUCGCAACUUCCAGGCGGAGAAGCUGCUGGAGGAGGAGGAGAAGAGGCUGCAGAAGGAGAGGGAGGAGGAAGAGCUCAACAACCCCAUGAAGGUCCUGGAGAACAGAACCAAGGACUCCAAGCUGGAGAUGGAGGUUCUGGAGAACCUGCAGGAGCUGAAGGAGCUCAACCAGCGCCAGGCCAACGUGGACUUCGAGGCCAUGCUGAAGCAGUACAAGGAGUACGAGGAGGAGCAGAGGAGGAGGGAGCAGGAGGAGGAUGAGCAGGAGAUGAACCCCCUGACCCCCUCUCCUGUCUCCCUGCAGGACCCUCAGCCCCAGAGCAAGAAGCUGAGGACAGAGAGCUGGGAGAGGAGUGUGGGCAAACUCAACAGCAAGGCCCAGCUGGCUGGGCUGGUGUCCCUGAGGAAGCAGAAGGCGGAUCCAAGCCUGGAAAAUGGGAUGAAGAGCCAAGGCACCGGCUCGAUUCCCACCCCGACCAGCACCUCCACGUCCUCCCUCAGCUUGUUGGGAGCCUACUCGGACAGCGAGGACAGCGAGGACUGAGGAGCCACCUGGGCAGGAUGGGGAUGUUCCUGGAUGGCAGCAGCUGCCCCUGGAGCCCCACGUGGAGCUGGAAGCACAGCCUGGGCCCAGGGAAUUCCAGGCCAGCUGCUGUUCCCAAAUCCUGACCCGCCGUGCCCGCCCUCGCUGCUGGCACACAGAGGAGCUGCUCCCGUGGGAAGGGGGUUUCCCUGGAGCAGGGAUCCUGUGGGAAGCCUCUGUGCCCAAUCCCAGCAUCCAGCCAGCCUGGUGUGGGUCCCAGCCCUGCUCCCAGGAUGUGGUGGGAAGCACAGGACUCUGCUGUCUCCAUCCUGGGGGUGCCCAGGCCCUGGUUUGGGGGCUCACUGACCCUCCCACAGCAGUGAAGGGACCUCGGAGCCGCCCUUCCCACUGGAAUGUGGAGGCAAGGUGGGCACUCACCCCUCUGCCACCUCAGGAGGGCCCACCACCCCUUUUUUUGUCCCUGGAGCCCAAAUCCUGAGUCCUGGAGCUGUGUUGUCCCUGCUCCAAGUGACCCUGAAGCCCUAAUCCAGUGUCCUGGAGCCCAAAUCUGGAAUCCUGGAGCUGUCAUGUCCCUGCUCCAAGUGACCCUGGACCCCUUUUCCGUCUCCUGGGGGGCUCAGAUCCCACCUUUGUGACUGGGUCCUGCCCCCCAGCCCCGGGGGGCUCACCCAGCCCCACACUGUGGGGGUGUGGGUAUUCUGCCAGCAGCCCCCUCCCCUCCCUGAGCCCCCCCAGAUGUCCCCAGGAGCUCGGUGACAAACCCCUCCCCGCCCUUCCCCGGCUCCAGCAGCCACAGCUCCGGAAUAAAUUGGA